CUAAUUUCUCAGCCUCUGACUCCACUAGGAUGGCCGUAAAUUUCCCUUUCUGUGACAAAGAACCUAAAUCGUCAAUAUGAAAGAGGUUGGUCUCGAAAGUACACCCGAACUAGCGGACCCCUCAUGCCAUACCCGGAUCUUUAGCCUUGGUCGUCAAAAAUCUGCAAGCUAUGCUGAUUUCGUUCUCAUUUGAGGAAAGCCCUUCCGAAACCGGGUCUCAGAUAUAUAAAGCUUCCUCCUUGCCCUCCUUUCCUUUUAGUUAUCACCCGUACACCUACACUGCGUACGCAGCACUCCCCAACUUUACCGCUGCAGCAUCGUCUGCCAUGCGCACUUCAAGAGUAUCUGUCUCCCGUGACCGAGAUGUCUCUCCAAAGACCCUCACUCCUCAGAGAAAACAUCGUAAAUUACUCAAAGAUGGCUCUAGUGAGGUGUGGCCAGAAGAGAUCGAGAGGAUGUUUGUUCAAGGUCUUCGAGAAUACUGGGAAUCCCCUUGGGCAACAUACUCUCGCGGUAGAAGUCGUUGGAGAAACCAAUUCUUGGUCGAUUACUUACAGCGGGUUGGAAUAGACCGUUCCAAAAAGCAGGUUGCAAGCCACAUACAGGUCCUUCGCAAUAUGUGGAAGGGCGAAGCAGAAUACCACUUAGUAGCCGGUGGCGAGGAACUAUUCUUUGACACCGGUCUCCAUGCACCGGUCAAAGCAGAGGACUUACCCGACUCCCAUCUAUUAGCAUCGAUGGUCUUUGAUGAUCACUCCCCAGCAUCCGAUCGUUCCGGUGUCUCGGUGUCUCGCACAUCCCGCUCCACUGUCCCCUGCGCAAGUCCCGCGAUGGGUUCCAAGAUGGAACCCGCAAUGUCACCGUAUCCGAACUCCCGGAUGCAUACGGCCGACGACGGGUGUCGUCGCGUGCGGUCCAUGUCCACUUCAGAAAUUGCCUGCACUGAGCCUCGGCGACUUUCGCCGCUGGCAUCUUCGCUCUGGACCCCCGAUAUGUCGGUCCGGCCCACAGCAUCGCAGUCGUGUCCACAUGUUCCAUACACUGCCACACGCGCGGACCUUGACUUCAACCGUGAUUAUCAACGGCUGAAUCAACCCAUGCUCACCGCUGACCCAACGUUCCCGGAUCUCCUCCUCUCGGAUUCUCCUCGGGUCUUCAACUCUUCAUCACUCUUCUCUAGUAUCGUCCCAGGGCUUCGUCCGCCAAUAUUGACAGACUUGUCGCUUUGGGCAGAGGGCAUGCAGCCCGCCACCGUACCGGUGGAUGCGCUUUCCUCGCGAACACAGCCAGCUGACCUAAAUGCUUCGGUUGUGGCGCUGCGUGUCAAACUCCAUCUCCCUCCCAUAGAAGCUCCUUACUCUCCGGCCCUCCACGGCUUUCAAGGAUCGAUCACAUGCGACGCUCCAUGCGCCUCCAGUAUUAGGUGCUCCACAGCUGUUUUCGUCAGAAACCAGUGUGUCUCUCGGGAAAGUAGUUAUUGUUCCGUAAUAGCUACGGAUUCAACCGGACCUGAAGUACUGGAUCACAUCACCUUACUCUUGCCCGAUUCCCAGUUAAGUUGUAGUCGAUGGUUGGAUCCUAAUAUGCAAGCAUGCAUCGUGCAGAAAAUUGUCGUCGAUGAACACGUCAUAGCAGUCAUUUACUACGAUCUCGACAGAGGGCAGUGUGAAAAUUUGCCGUCUGUGGAGCUCACUGGGUUCCAAAAAUACACUGGUCAUGCGGACGAUACCCAAGUACCAACGACCAACGCAUUCAUACCCAGCUAUACCUAUACACCCGGACACUGCAUCCCUCGUACCGUCCAUGCCACUCCGACUUCUCUGUCUCAUGCGCUCACUCCACCUAUUACGAACUCUCCUCUCCGUCCAAUACAUGAAUCGCCGUACAUGAUGUGUUCAUGAACUUUACGACCCUGUUAUUUGUUUAUCAUCGUACGCUUUUCGUUUGAACUGUUUGUUCUAUCAAAAUCGUGGCGGAAGCCAUCACGAACCAUGUUAAUUCGUCGAUUUGGACUCGCGAACAGCUUUUAAUCUGCUUUGCUUUACUUCAAACAUGUAUUUUCUACUGUCUGUUGACAAUAAUGUAGAUAUCGUGUACGACUCACACCAUAAUAUGUCAUUCUAUGUGUUGUUACGACCUUGUAUAAU
This is a messenger RNA of Suillus paluster, 2147 nucleotides long. RefSeq lists its product as uncharacterized. Lineage: Eukaryota; Fungi; Basidiomycota; Agaricomycetes; Boletales; Suillaceae. Gene Ontology annotation, molecular function: DNA-binding transcription factor activity. The record is from RefSeq and is a predicted model, not a curated record. Gene Ontology annotation, biological process: regulation of DNA-templated transcription. The coding region runs from base 327 to 1901 and encodes 524 amino acids. The transcript has 5 exons.